Molecule: messenger RNA, 986 nt
Organism: Suillus bovinus
Lineage: Eukaryota; Fungi; Basidiomycota; Agaricomycetes; Boletales; Suillaceae
Exons: 5
Coding region: 121-774 (217 amino acids)
Biological process (GO): mycotoxin biosynthetic process
Source: RefSeq, a predicted model, not a curated record
GUCGACGACGACGAGAAAUUAUCUGGUGGUGCAGAACUUCGUCCCAAGUCGCAUACCUUUCGCCUGUGGUUGUCCCAUGGCGUACUUAUUUGCACAUCGAUUCUGUCUCUCACGCUAUGGAUGCGUACGCCUUCGACUCAGCUGAUCAACGACAUUCCUAGUAUAUACUCUCCAGCAAAUGUUGCUGUCGAGCCCGUGACUCUAAGGUUGAAGGCAUCCCUUAAUGUUUCUUCUAUCUAUCGUGGCACCCCUUCCCCAGAAAUCGAUGCCGCUUGGGAUAGGAUAUCUCGUAAUAUAACUCGAAUGACCCGUGAAGAGAUGCUCAAAGCAGGCACAACCGAGACGGAAUUGCGUUCGAAAGUCAGGUAUCCGGACGAGAUUGGUGGAGGGUACAUGACCUCUAUAGAUGGCCUCCAUCAAGCGCAUUGUGUGAACAUACUUCGCAAAUCUACCUGGUCGGAAUAUUAUCAUUCCAUUGGAGAUAGCACAUUCAAAAGCGCCCCAGCAACCCUCCGUAUGCAUCUUGAUCACUGCAUCGAAAUGUUAAGGCAGAGCAUCAUGUGCAAUUCUGAUGUGGGGAUAAUUACAUGGUACUGGGUGGAGGGAUACAGUGUCCCUUCCCCUAACUUCAACACCCUUCAUCGAUGCAGGAACUUCGAGAAAAUCGUGGAUUGGUCUGCCGAACACGCUAUUCAUAUCGAUGAAUCCGAUGUUCCUCGCUUCCCAGAUACGGUUGACCUCCCCAGACCUCAGUCGCUCGAGCAUUUGUUUUGAUGCACGAGGAAUGCCAUACUGCUUGCGUGCUUGCUCAUUGUACUUGUUCAAGAAUACCAUGGGAGGAUAGCAAAUAUUGGUACCUUAAAAGAACUAUCACAUUAUGAGUUUAUGACACGAGUAGGAUGUAGAUUGAAUCCGGAACGUCAGAUAGGUUUGCAUAUCUCAGAGGACAAGAAUGAUGCAAUGGAAGUGCUUCCCAGAGUCCCAGA